Coffea arabica (coffee) is the source of this 2469-nucleotide messenger RNA. Its product is annotated as protein FAR1-RELATED SEQUENCE 5-like. Lineage: Eukaryota; Viridiplantae; Streptophyta; Magnoliopsida; Gentianales; Rubiaceae. Gene Ontology annotation, molecular function: zinc ion binding. The record is from RefSeq and is a predicted model, not a curated record.
AUGGAUCGGGAGAAAGGAAAAAAUGCAGUAAUAAAUUUGAAUGAAGAGGACGAGAAUUGUGAGUCAUUUAGCUCAAGUGAAGAAGAAUUCAUUUCCUCGGAAACAAUAGAAAAAAAUUACCCUGUUGAUGAUAUGGAUGAAGAAGUGAUGAAUAUGGUAUUUGACAGUGAGGAAGAUGCAUAUGAGUUCUACAAUUUGUAUGGCAAGCUCACUGGUUUUGGCAUUAAGAAGGCAGAUGUUAAAAUUAGUCAAGAUGGAACUGUACAGUAUAGAAAAUUCGCAUGUUCUCGGGAAGGAAAAAGGCACGAGAGAUAUUACAAUCUAGCACAGAGGAUUAGGCAGCCCAGGCCAGAGACAAGGACAGGAUGUCUUGCAUGUCUACGCAUCAAACAUGACAAAGCAUCUGAAAAAUAUGUGGUGAUGAAUUUCGUGAAAGAACACAAUCACAAAAUGGCUUCCAAAUCAAGCAUUCCAUAUCUAUGGUCUCAUCGACACGUAACAGAUGCCGAUUAUGCUCAAGUACGAACAAUGAAAAUGGCAGGGGUGAAAACAAGUCAGGUUAUGAAAUUUUUUGCAAUGCAGUGUGGUAGAUAUGGUAAUGUUGGAUUUGUGCUAAAAGACCUAUAUAACCGUGUCGAUAAAGAAAGGAGAGUUUUGAUUGAGGCUGGGGAUGCAAAAAAUGCAAUUGCAUAUUUCAAUGGGAGGAAGGCCAGUGACAAAUCAUUCAUCUUUGAAUAUGAUGUGGACGAAGAAUCAAGGUUGAAGACCCUUUUCUGGGCAGAUUAUGAGUCCCAAUUGGAUUAUAAAUGUUUUGGUGAUGUUCUAUUAUUUGAUUCGACUUAUAAUGUCAACGAGUAUCAUAAGCCACUCGUUGUAUUUUCUGGAGUGAACAAUCAUUAUAAUACUGUUGUAUUCGGUACAGCCUUGGUAUCGGGUGAGAGAGUUGAAGAAUAUGAGUGGCUCCUUCACACAUUAACCAAAGUUAUGGGAGGACGAAAGCCAAAGGCCGUGAUAACAGAUGGGGACAAAGCAAUGAGGAGGGCAAUAAAUAAUGUGUUCCCAGAUGCUCGACAUAGAUUAUGCAUUUGGCAUUUGAUGAAAAUUGCAGACGCUAAAGCCAAAUCAAAUGUAUUCAAGUCAAUGUUCGGUAGGAUGAUGAAAAAGGCGUACCCCAUUGGUGACUUGGAGGAAGAGUGGUUUGCUGUUGUGGGUAAAUGCGGACUCCGCCAAAAUAAAUGGGUGGAAAAGAUUUUCGAAAUGAGGUUGCUAUGGGCUGAAUCGUUGCUUCGUGAUACUUUUUUUGCUGGAAUGCGAAGCACUCAAAGGUGCGAACAAAUGAAUGCUUUUCUUAAACAGUAUUUGAAGAAGAACAUGCGAUUUUAUGAGUCAGUCAUCAUCCAUGAGUUGGCUCUUACUCACUUGAGGCAUACUGGGGCCAAGGCAGUUUAUGAGACAGAAGAUACAAUAGUGGUUUUGGCAAUUGCAUUACAAAAGUUGGAGAAGCAUGCAUCCGAAGUGUAUACUCGAAAUGUUUUCUUUCGGGUAAAGAAGCACCUUAACAGACAAGGCCUAUAUGAUUGUUAUGAACGGAAAGAAACUUGGAAUGGCUGCAUAUUUUUUCUCAAAAAGUAUGCCGAUGACAGAACAUGGACCGUAGAGCUCAAUCGAAGGACCCUAUCAUUAAAGUGCUCGUGCAAGAAAAUGGAAUGGAAAGGGUUACCAUGCGCACACAUGUUUCGUGUAAUGCUGAUGGAAAACAUGCAAUCAAUACCAAAAUCCUGCAUUUUAAAAAGAUGGACAUGCGAGGCCAGAGAGGAGGCGGAUAAUGAAGUUCUUGAAGGGAGGCAGGAGAUAUAUGCUGAGUUGGUUCAAACUGCAAGAUUUGGAACGAUGACAUCAAUUUGCAAGGAAAUGUGUUUCUUUGCAUCCCAUAUGGAUGAUGGAUUUGCUCGUGUACGAGAUAUUGUUAUAAAGGAGACUAAUAAUUGGAGGAGAGCUUGGGUGGAGCGUGGAUUUGAUUGUGGCACUAAUGGAAGGUUAGCUGCGGAUUCAAAAGAGUCACGCUUAAGCCAAUAUUAUGUGAAGGACCCCGAGAGGACAAGAGCUAAAGGUGACCGGUUGUGUGAUGGCCACAACAAAAGGACAUGUCCUCAUAACUUGCUUAGUUACGAUGCAUGUGGUAUUUCUGGAAGCCAAGCAAUUCAUUAUAGCAACCCAGGAUCAAGGACUAUGGGUGACUCAAGAUUCCAGUUCGGUGCAUCCUCAUCUGGUGAUUUUCAAGGAGUUCAGCAUCCAUUCCUAAGUCACUCAGGAAUGUUAAAUAGAGUUGACAGAGAUGGAAGCAGUAGCCAAAAAAUUGAUCAUAGUCAAUCUCACACGAUGCAGAGUCCUUGGAGUGAAUGGAAUGGAACAGGAUCAUACACAAUUGUAGACCGAAAUAGCUAUUCAGCUUCUUUCUGGAAAAGUUAA